Symbiodinium natans is the source of this 450-nucleotide messenger RNA. Lineage: Eukaryota; Dinophyceae; Suessiales; Symbiodiniaceae. The record is from the annotation of a GenBank genome assembly.
AUGGCGCUUCGGACAGCGGGCCAUGGCGACGGCAGUGACGGGCCGACAGUGCUGGGCGCCACUUGCGAAGGUGCGCAAGUCGAGGCGGCUGCACCUGCCACACCUACGUCGCCGGAAGGCGUGAACUGGGACCUGGACUUCGGGUCGCUCUGGGAGGGCGGCUGGGAGGAGCUUUUGCGGGAAGAUGCUGAUCAAAUUGGCGAAGCCUACCAGCUGGGUGUGCUCGGCGGUGUGCUUGGCGCGGAGGAGGAGCAGGAGCUCGAAGAGGAGAUGGGCGAAGGCUUCAAGGAGUCCAGCGGCCACAAGGAGCCACGAGCGCGCGACAGGAACAGGAUGAGCGCCAAGGGUCUGAUCAGCAACUUCGUCCGGCUCUCAGCGGGCUUUCUCCGGGUCAAAGCUGGAGGGGCGCUUGAGAAGGAGCUGGGUUUUCUGAUCGAGACAAGAAAGUGA